Pelodiscus sinensis (Chinese soft-shelled turtle) is the source of this 2091-nucleotide messenger RNA. The record is from RefSeq and is a predicted model, not a curated record. Lineage: Eukaryota; Metazoa; Chordata; Testudines; Trionychidae.
AUGGAAGGACGAAGACGCCUCCAGCAGAAAUUAGAUGAAAUGGCCGUUACAGCAGCCCAGCAAGAGUUCUGUGAUGUAACCUCCUUUAGUGACAUUAUCCGAUUUGAAGUCAACACUCACAUCCAUUACUUUGCUCACCUCUGGGAAGGGGACCCCCCGAUGGCGCCUCCCAACCCCAGCUACAGCCAAAACGUGCAGGAGCUAAAGAGCAAGAUUCUCGUGGCUGCCAAGCAGGAAUCCCAGGGCAGAGUUUUAAGGCUGUCGGAGUUAAAAGUCCGAAUCGGUGAUUUGUGGCAGGCUUUGUUGAACGAGAACUUUAUUUUCAGCUUCAAGAACACGCUGGAGAUCGCAGCCUACAACAGGUUAGAAACAAAAUUCAGCCAAUGGAGCUGGCAGCUGAGAAGUCACAUGCUAGAGCUGCAGAUAAAAAUGCUCCAAGUCACUAGAGAAAGCCUUGAAGGAGAAGUCAGAGAAAAAUACGCUGCCACUAUGGAUCAAUUCGAAAAGUUUUUCAGAGAAGACUCAGAUGCUGAAAUAUUGAUUCAGUGGAAAACAAACAUGGAAAUAAAACUGAAAGAGCUAAAAUCAUCUCUUAUUGAUGAAACAAAGAGGAAAUCUGAAGAACUUAUCAGGCUAAGGGAGAAGCAAAACCAACUGGAUGAAGGGAAGGAAAGGUAUCAGAAUAAGCUUUUGAAAAGGAGCAAAGAGCUGGCUCUGUCGUUAAAAGGGCUGACUGAAAAUGAACUGAGAGAGAACUUUAACCGCCUGUGGGGAAAAUGGGUCCAUGAAGUGGCCUCGGAUGCCCCUCCUGCUCAGGAGCCCAACAUCAGGGUUGAUAUAGAAAACAUCCUGCUCAAGCGUUUUGAACAGAAUUCUGUUACAGCAGAAAAACUAAAGGCCUCAUCCAGUGAUAGGUUUUCUACUGAUUUCUCCAAGCAUGUCACCCUGAAGAGAACAUGGUAUGGGGCCAAGAAGACUUUGGAGAAGUGCGAUAGAGACCGCAUAGAGGAGGUUACAGGUUGUAUCAUGCAGGGGGUUGGAGCGAUCAUCAGUAGCAAGGAGCGUGAGAGACUGGAUUACAGUCCCAGUUACAUUCAUGAAAUACUGAAUAAAAUAAGACAAGAGGUGACGUUGGCAUCUAAGAACCCAGCAUUCACAUUGACUCCUGAGUACACAGCUGAUUUAUCAGUAACUUUAUGCAAAAUGGCAGCAGGAAGGUUUGAAGCCAUGCACAGGGCAUUUAAAAAAGCACACGACCCGAUCGUCUACCUGGAGAGCAAAAGGGAAGAUUUCUUCAAGUGCUUCCAGAUUUCCUGCCAAGGAGCAACCUCCAUCACAGCAUUUGCUGUGUUCCUAUGCUGCAAGCUCGGUGACAGGACGGUCAUUGACAUCGCCGGUGAGAUGAAGUCUAUUGAUCCAGCUUUCAAUGGGAACAGAUCCAACCUAGAAAACCAUAUUCUUGUGUAUCUGGCCGAGAAGGAAAACUUUGCGGAGUACAGGCAAUACAUUCAAUCCCCAAAACACUUUUUUGAGGAUUUUAUCAAGCAGAGUGUUGAUGAUUAUUGCUUAGACAAGGACAAUCCAAAACUGCAGUGUUUCCUAAACAGUUCCCUGGAUGAUUUCCAUAGACGUGUCCUUUCAGCUAUUCGUGACUCAACUAAAGUUACUAAAGACAAAAGUGGCAACGUCUCCUUCUGGCUGGAUGAAUUCUGCAGAGGGCUUCAAGAGUAUUUAACUCUUCCCAGAAGUGAGCUAAAAAGCAUUGAACAUCAGGAGGUAACUGACAUGGAGUUUCUUAAGGAAGCCCUGAGUAAGGCGUUGGAUCCUGUGGUGGGAAACCUGAGAAAAGACUUUGCAGCUAUUGAUAUGGAGCCAUUUCCAAGAAAACCCCACGAGAUCCUGUGGAAAACCUGCGAAAAGACUUUGCAGCUAUUGAUAUGGAGCCAUUUCCAAGAAAACCCCAUGAGAUCCUCACUGAACAGCUCGGUGGGUGCUGGGAGAAGUGUCCCUUUUGCGCAGCUGUUUGCACAAACACCAUGUCUGGUCAUGAUGGAAAACACAGUGUGCCCUUCCAUCGGCCUGAAGGUGUGA